Neurospora tetraspora is the source of this 492-nucleotide messenger RNA. RefSeq names its product polysaccharide biosynthesis-domain-containing protein. Gene Ontology annotation, cellular component: cytoplasm. Lineage: Eukaryota; Fungi; Ascomycota; Sordariomycetes; Sordariales; Sordariaceae. The transcript is spliced from 3 exons. The record is from RefSeq and is a predicted model, not a curated record. The coding region runs from base 1 to 492 and encodes 163 amino acids.
AUGUCUGUCACUACCCAGGUUCCCAAGGAUUUUGACGCUGAGAAUGCGGACAACUUUGAGGAUAUCGAGAAGCAGUUCGCCGUCAAGGCCGUCCAGCAGAUGGCGACCUACUGGGCCAUCCUCGAAAAGGUGCCCGGCUCCAAGCUGCGGCUGACCAAGAUGGACGAUGACAUCUUCGAGCACCUCAAGAAGGACUUUCCCGAGUUCGACCCCGCCGUGCCUAUCGACGAGGACGAGAUGAAGAGCAAGACCGGCAAGGAUAGGUGGCGCACCUUCAUGAUGGCCUACGACAAGAAGAUUGACGACUACAACUUUGGCACUCUGCUGAGGGCCUCCCCCAAGACCGAGUACGGCGAGAAGGAGACCAUCUUUGUGCCGCGCAUGCAGUUCUAUGCCGUCGAGAUUGCGAGAAACCGCGCCGGCCUCAACGACUGGAUCUACGAGGAGGCGGAAAAGGAGAGGCAAAAGGCCAAGGGCAGCAGCAGCGCAUAG